AUGGCGGCGGUGGCUUCGGGGGCCCGGGCGGUCCUGGCGGUCCUGGCGGGUGGGGUGGUGGUGGCGGCGGCCGGGGGGGAUUUGGUGGCGGUCGUGGUGGCCAUUAUGGCGGUGGGGGUGGGUUUGGUGGACGCGGGGGGAGGUGGUGAGCUGGGACCUGUUGAGGGUAAAGUACCCGUGCUUCAUGAGGUGGUUUAG
Aspergillus japonicus CBS 114.51 is the source of this 198-nucleotide messenger RNA. RefSeq lists its product as uncharacterized. The record is from RefSeq and is a predicted model, not a curated record. The transcript has 2 exons. The coding region runs from base 1 to 198 and encodes 65 amino acids. Lineage: Eukaryota; Fungi; Ascomycota; Eurotiomycetes; Eurotiales; Aspergillaceae.